Messenger RNA from Syzygium oleosum, 1643 nucleotides. RefSeq lists its product as uncharacterized. Bases 212 to 1306 code for a protein of 364 amino acids. The transcript has 8 exons. NCBI's taxonomy places the organism in Eukaryota, Viridiplantae, Streptophyta, Magnoliopsida, Myrtales, Myrtaceae. The record is from RefSeq and is a predicted model, not a curated record.
GUCCAUAGCUCUCCCUCUCUAUAAAUACGAACUCUUUCUUCAAAAGCGAUGCUCAGGGCCAACAAAGAUCGUUCGAUAUGAGGAUAUUUUCAUCGUGAUUGAUUCGUGCUUUUGAAAAGCACCAAUCACAUCACGCCGAUUCAUAUUUAACCAGAAUAAUUUUCUUCUUUUCAAAAGAAGAAGGAGGGGGAGGAGGAGGAGCAUUAGAGGGAUGGGAGCGGAGUUUCUGCCCGACGGAGCCACCGCCGAGCCCCCCGCUCCGCUCAUCCUCGGCCUCCAGCCGGCGGCGCUCAUCGACCACGUGGCGCGCGUCGAUUGGGCCCUCCUCGAUCGCGUCCCCGGCGAGCGUGGCGGUUCCAUUCCCGUUGCCAUUGAAGAUCUAGACUACAUAUUGCGGGAAGUGAAAAGCCAUAUCCUAUCUUCACCCAAUGACCUGUCUCCUGUUAAAUCGAUGGCUGGCGGCAGCGUUGCAAACACCAUUCGAGGGCUGAGUGCGGGGUUCGGCGUCUCUAGCGGAAUAGUUGGGGCUUAUGGUGACGAUGAUCAAGGCCAGUCGUUCGUGAGUAACAUGAGCUUUCAUGGAGUGAGCCUCUCCAGGAUGAGAUUGAAAAAAGGACCCACUGGUCAGUGCGUGUGCUUGGUCGAUGCGUGUGGGAAUCGAACAAUGAGACCUUGUCUCUCAAGUGCCGUGAAACUUCAGGCAGAUGAAUUGACUGGAGCGCACUUCAGAGGAUCCAAGUGGUUGGUGAUAAGAUAUGCAAUAUUCAACCUGGAAGUUAUUCAAGCCGCUAUAAGCAUUGCCAAACAGGAAGGCCUUCUUGUAUCUUUGGAUUUGGCAAGCUUUGAGAUGGUCCGAAACUUUAGAUCACCUCUUCUCGAGCUGCUGCAGUCUGGGAAUAUAGACCUCUGCUUUGCCAAUGAGGAUGAGGCUGCAGAGCUGCUAAGAGGAGAAGAAAAAGUCGGACCUGAGGCUGCACUUGAAUUUCUGGGACAAUAUUGCAAAUGGGCUGUGGUUACAUUAAGCUCGAAUGGGUGCAUUGCGAAGCAUGGGAAAGAAACUGUCCGAGUUCCAGCUAUAGGCGAGGUGAAAGCAGCAGAUGCAACCGGAGCGGGAGACCUAUUUGCAAGUGGGUUUUUGUAUGGCUUGGUGAAAGGAUUGUCGCUCGAAGAAUGCUGCAAAGCAGGCUCUUGCAGUGGCGGUUCUGUCAUACGAGCCCUUGGGGGUGAAGUGACCCUGGAGAAUUGGCGAUGGAUGUACAAGCAAAUGCAGAUCAAAGGCCUUCCUCUUCCCAACAUGCGCAACUGAUUCUUGCUCGUGUGAACAAAUUUGAUCAAUUUUUAAGGCUCCCCAGAUAGACAACUUAGCAAUUAGGCCCUUGAUUUUUCUCUUUCGACAAGCAAAGAGAAGUUAUGGUUGCACUUAUGGGGGUUGGUCUGACUGAUGUGAACCAAACAAUUUCUAAUCAUGCAUACAGGAAACAUCAUGUUUCGAGUUACUUAACAAGCGUUUGUUAAUUAUGUUUUAUCAGUGUUCUUAGAGUACUUAGUUAACACGGUCAUUCUAAAAGUACCGAGUACUCAGAAACAUGCUACCUUCAAUGAUUCAACAAACUGAUAUGUCAGUAGGGCAAUACUUUAUGCAA